Messenger RNA from Rotaria sordida, 1078 nucleotides. The record is from the annotation of a GenBank genome assembly. NCBI's taxonomy places the organism in Eukaryota, Metazoa, Rotifera, Eurotatoria, Philodinida, Philodinidae.
CUUGAGAAUUCUAAUAAAACUACCAGUGUGAACUUGAAAGUAUACAUCUUACAGAUGAUAAGUUUCUACGCUAAUCUUUAAUCUUUUUACUUGUAACUCAAUUAUAGCUAUGUACAGAGGACUAAUCUAAUAUGGAACCGUUCUUGUUCAAUCAUUUGAGUUUUAUAUGAUACCAAUCAUCAUUAGAAAUUAUUAUAAGAAUAAACUGAAAUAAUAGGAAUAAAGUACAAAUAGUUGAAAUAAUCUUAGUUGAAUGGUUUGAUUGAUUAGCUUGACUAUAAUUAAUCUUUAGUUAGGCAGUAUUAAGAUUGAAACACACUUUCUUUGAAUUAUAAUGUAUAUGACUGAUAGCAUACUGUCACAGUUUUAAGACAAAGAAUACAAAUGAUUAGUCAAAAUCUAUGUUCUUUUAUAAUUUUGACUACAUAAAAUAAUUUCUGUCUUUUUAUUCAGAUCUUAUUCCAUUCUUUAAAGAAUUUUUUUCUCAUAAAAAAAAACUUAUUUCAAAUCGCUUUCUCGAGAAAAAUAAAUUACUAAUAUCUCCAACAUUGCUAUAUUCAUUAGUUGAUAGUCCAUCAAAUACAAAUGACCUAAAUUUUCAUCUUCUAUCUAAAUUCAAUUUUUUCUUCUAGCAUCUUCACAUACAUCAUCAUCGAAUCCCAAAACUCACGACACACCAACAACUUCUUCAUUAAAACCACUGUUACUUUGGAUUGAUACACCUGACAACGAUCUAAAAACAGCUAAUGAAGUUGAAAAACGUCAUCCAACAUUAGAAAUCAUCUUUAAAUCAACAUGUAAAGAUGUUGAAGAAUAUUUAAAAAUGAAUUUACGUGACAUCAAUAGACGAGAAAAAUUUAUUACUAUAUGUCGAGGUUUUUAUGUACACGAAAACAAAGGUUUUACUGAUAUUGUUCAACUUUUUCAGAAUCUUAAUCUUGGUGCAAGCCCUCUUGGAGUUUAUACAAAAAAUACAACAGCUUUGUUAAAACGAACACCAGAUCUUCCGAGGGGCGUUGAAAUUUUUGAUCAACCAAAUGCUUUACUUGAUUUUAUUAAGCGUCAUUUAAAAGAAUAA